This is a messenger RNA of Racocetra persica, 267 nucleotides long. The record is from the annotation of a GenBank genome assembly. NCBI's taxonomy places the organism in Eukaryota, Fungi, Glomeromycota, Glomeromycetes, Diversisporales, Gigasporaceae.
CAUAAUAAGGCGAAUACUGAAAGACCUGAUGAACGAAGCAUCAAACGAUGCAAAAAUGCAUACCCUCUUUGGGCCUAUUUUAUAGCUUUUUUGGACGAACAAUUUAUUCAAUGCAAACUACGCAAGCAUCCAAAUGGAACUUAUGGAAAAGGUUCCGGUAUUAGUACUAUUAACCGUUAUUUUGAAAGCAAUCACAAAGCAGAAUACCAGAAAUAUCGAUCUGAUUCGCAGGAAGUGGAAUUUUACGGUGUUCAUGAUGAAGAGAAA